Molecule: messenger RNA, 2436 nt
Organism: Lynx canadensis (Canada lynx)
Lineage: Eukaryota; Metazoa; Chordata; Mammalia; Carnivora; Felidae
Gene: LACTB
Product: lactamase beta
Exons: 6
Coding region: 680-2350 (556 amino acids)
Source: RefSeq, a predicted model, not a curated record
GUUUAAAUGUUUGCAGCAAAAAGAAAAAUUGUUUUUAAUAUGGGCCUGCAUAUAACUUAACGCUUGAUGUGAUGUAACGCUGGACCUCCAAAAGUAGAUUUUAAAAAGGACUCAAGUAAAUGGAAGGAGCUGAAAUGAGGCAUAAAGAAAGGACAUGGCAAGAGAGAAUUGGGGGGUUGGACGCGGUGGAAGGAGAUGCCUGCAGAGUGGCUGCUGUGUACGUGGCGCUGUUCCAAGCGCUGAGAAUCCAAAAGUAAAAGUCACAGCUCUCCAAAGAGGUCAUAGCCUGUCUGGUAAGCAAUCAGGUAAGUUCGAUGAAAGCGUUAAGUAUUAUUAAGGAGGUGUGAGCACUAGGGGGUCAAAAACGUGUGGCGAGUACUUCCGCUGGGAUGGCAACUGGGAAGGCUUCCCUGAGGAGGUGACACUUGAUCUGAGGAGAGGCAGAGAAGAGAAAACUGGUGCGGGGAAAGAAGAAACAUCAACAAAGAAACCAGGCAAGGAGAUAAAGGGAAAAGAGGAAAGGCUCGAUGCUAUCGGCGCUCCCGAAUCCGGCGUCGACUGCUAAGGUCUGCGCGCGGUCACCGCCUCCUCAUUUCCAUACAGUCCCCUCCCCUCCCCGCGCCUCUGCCGCCCGCCCCGCCUGCGCGAGCUACGAGGCUUCGGUCUCGCAGCGGACGCCAUGUACCGGCUCCUGUCAGCCGUGACGGCCCGGGCCGCGACCCCCGGAGGCUGGGCCUGGGGCCGCGGGCGGCGCGCGGCUCACCACCGCGCUGGCCUGCCGCCCCUCGGCCCCGGCUGGGUCGGGGGGCUGGGGCUGGGGCUGGGGCUAGCGCUCGGGGUGAAGCUGGCGGGCGGGCUGAGGGGCGCCGCCCCCACGCAGUCCCCAGGGGCCCCCGACCCCGAGGCGUCGCCCCAGGCGGAGCCGCUGCCGCCGCAGGAGCAGCCCUUCGCUCCGUGGUCUGCACAGACCCAGAUGCUGCCCCCUACCCGGCGCUUCGCCAGAGCCAUCGACAGCAGCCGCGACCUGCUGCACCGGAUCAAGGAUGAGGUGGGCGCCCCUGGCAUAGUGGUUGGAGUCUCUGUAGAUGGAAAAGAAGUCUGGUCAGAAGGUUUAGGUUAUGCUGAUGUUGAGAACCGAGUACCGUGCAAGCCAGAGACUGUUAUGAGAAUUGCCAGUAUCAGCAAAAGCCUCACCAUGGUUGCUCUUGCCAAAUUGUGGGAAGCUGGGAAACUGGAUCUUGAUAUUCCAGUACAACAUUAUGUUCCUGAAUUCCCAGAAAAAGAAUAUGAAGGUGAAAAGGUUUCUGUCACAACAAGAUUGUUGAUCUCCCAUUUAAGUGGAAUUCGUCAUUAUGAAAAGGACAUGAAAAAGGUGAAAGAAGAGAAAGCUUACAAAGCCUCGAAGAUGAUGAAAGGGACGAUGGAAUCUGACCAAGAAAAAGAGUUCAAAGAAAAAGGAGGCAAAAGUAAUGAAAAGAGUGACUUUGCUAAAGCUAAGAUAGAGCAAGAUAAUGAUGCCAAAGGCCGGAAUUUAAAACCUGGCAAGAAAAAGAAUGAUUUUGAACAAGGCGAAUUAUAUUUGAAAGAAAAGUUUGAAAAUUCAAUUGAAUCACUAAGAUUAUUUAAAAAUGACCCUUUGUUCUUUAAACCUGGUAGUCAGUUUUUGUAUUCAACUUUUGGCUAUACCCUACUGGCAGCCAUAGUAGAAAGAGCUUCAGGAUAUAAAUAUUUGGACUAUAUGCAGAAAAUAUUCCAUGACUUGGAUAUGCUGACAACUGUGCAGGAAGAAAAUGAGCCAGUGAUUUACAAUAGAGCAAGAUUUUACGUUUACAAUAAAAAGAGACGUCUUGUCAACACACCUUACGUGGAUAACUCCUAUAAAUGGGCUGGUGGUGGAUUUCUGUCUACAGUGGGUGACCUUCUGAAAUUUGGGAAUGCAAUGCUGUAUGGUUACCAAGUCGGGCUGUUUAAGAACUCACAUGAAAAUCUUUUACCUGGAUAUCUCAAACCAGAAACGAUGGUUAUGAUUUGGACACCAGUCCCUAACACAGAGAUGUCUUGGGAUAAAGAGGGUAAAUAUGCGAUGGCAUGGGGUGUCGUGGAAAAGAAGCAAACAUAUGGUUCUUGUAGGAAGCAACGGCAUUAUGCCUCACAUACUGGAGGUGCGGUGGGUGCCAGCAGUGUCCUGCUGGUCCUUCCUGAAGAACUGGAUGCGGAAGCUAUAAAUAACAAGGUUCCCCCAAGAGGAAUAGUUGUUUCUAUCAUAUGUAACAUGCAAUCGGUUGGCCUCAACAGCACUGCUUUAAAGAUUGCUCUAGAAUUUGAUAAGGACAGAUCUGACAUAUCUUAACAUCACAGGUACAAAAUGAGCUGUUUUAUUCUUGUUGUCGUCUUUGGAAACAUGAAUCCCAAAAUACAUGAGGUUUUUUAAAAAUA